GCAGAGCGCUCAUAGCUAAAUACGAUGACGCGAAAUAUUACUUACAUCUAAUCGUUUCCCCUCUGAUGUUCUCUCCUGGACAAUCAUCGCUCCUCUGACCUUCAUACACGACACACAAACAUGGCGGAGCUUACCAGAGUUGAAUCGAUGCAAUACCCUGCUGGGCACUUGGCGCAUCUUUCACAGAACCAGCAAGCACAGCUGGAAGCAUUUGAGAAGCUUGCACAGGAGCAAGGCUACUACACGCCCGCCACAGAAACAACCGAAGCCAGCCAUGAUGACGAGACGAUGCUUCGAUUCUUGCGCGCGCGUCGCUUCGUGCCGCAAGAUGCCUUUAAGCAGUUCAAGGACACCGAGGACUGGCGCAAAGACCAGAACAUCGUCGACCUGUUCGAGACUAUCGAGGUUGAAGAGUAUGAGCAGACACGCCAACUGUAUCCCCAAUGGCUCGGCCGACGCGACAAACGCGGCAUUCCGCUGUACCUGUUCGAGGUCGCUCCUCUGAACUCCAAGAACAUUUCUGCGUACGAGAAGGCCCUUGCUAAGGCAAGGACAACAUCGCCCAAGGUCGCAACAAAGAAUCUUCGUUUAUUCGCCCUAUACGAAUCGCUCACUCGUUUUGUCACACCUCUGUGCUCGAUGGUCAAACGUCCGCACCCUGAGACGCCCAUUUCGCAGAGCAACAACAUUGUGGAUAUCAGCAACGUUGGGCUGAAGCAGUUCUGGAACCUGAAGAGCCACAUGCAGGAUGCAUCCGUUUUGGCCACAGCCCACUACCCUGAGACCCUCGACCGUAUUUUCAUUGUCGGUGCACCCGGCUUCUUUCCUACCGUCUGGGGCUGGGUCAAGCGUUGGUUUGACCCUAUCACUGUUUCCAAGAUCUUCAUAUUGUCGCCAGCCAACGUCUAUGCUACGCUUUCCGAGUACAUCGACCACGACAACAUCCCCAAAAAGUAUGGAGGUGGACUAGAUUUCGAGUGGACCCAGAUGCCGAACCUUGAGCCAGAGAUCGAGGCUGCCGUUAAGUGGGAGAAGCCACGCAUGCAGAACGGCAAGAAAACACUGCCUGUUGGACCUGUGAAGUGGGAGAAGGGGCAAAAUGGCGAGAUGCAAGCCUGGGCAGUAGGACGACAGAAUGGUCAACCUCGCCGAGAACUUGUUUUCACCAUACCGAACCCUGUGGGCUACAAGACCAAGCCAGUGGCUAAUAUACCCGCGCACGAGCUCGGCAAUCCUCUCACAACUGUAGGCACCGCAACUCACCCUCCGGAUGUAGACGACUCGACAACCGAACAGUCACCUCCGUCUGACUUGCCCUUGCCAUCUGAGACACACCAAUCACCGAAUGUGGCUGCAGCCAGUACAGCGCCCUCGUCUACCCCUGCACAGACAGAGUUACCUAUUCGCGAGGGCACUUCGGAGGCACGCUACGAGCAACAAAAUCAGACACAUGCUGCAGGCCAGCUUACAGAAGGUACACCACAGGCAGCCGUAAAUGAUCAUGGGUACGGCGAUAAGACAGUAACGAUGGAGCCAAACACAGUCGGUCAGGCGCCGAAGGAGAUUCCACUUCCCGAACGCGAAGAGCCUCCUGCACCAGGCUAUCUCGAGCAGGCGCAGAACGUAGCUGCUCAGGCCUCAGGAUACGUCACUUCGACUGUAUCAUCCGUUGCUGACGCUGUGACUGGCGCUGUAUCAGGCAAUGCAGACAAGAAAAAAGACGAGGUUGUAGAACCCACACGAACCAAGAGCCCUGAAGAGCAGCAGCUAGAUAGGCAGAUCGAUGCGAGCAAAGAUCAAGAUGUAGAAGUCUUCCUGCGCGAGCAGAACCGAAGCAGGGCAUAGAAAGUCUGGCGUUGCAUCUUGUGUUUUCGAUGAGAUGGUGUACGAUACCUUGGUGGCUUAGAUAGCUCUGCACCUCAUACCAUGUCCGGGAGAUCGGCAUGGCCUUACGAAUGAACGUUUGCCUCACUUGU
Macroventuria anomochaeta is the source of this 1976-nucleotide messenger RNA. Its product is annotated as CRAL/TRIO domain-containing protein. NCBI's taxonomy places the organism in Eukaryota, Fungi, Ascomycota, Dothideomycetes, Pleosporales, Didymellaceae. The transcript is spliced from 3 exons. The record is from RefSeq and is a predicted model, not a curated record. Bases 121 to 1845 code for a protein of 574 amino acids.